This is a messenger RNA of Nothobranchius furzeri (turquoise killifish), 4673 nucleotides long. RefSeq names its product gastrula zinc finger protein XlCGF57.1. Gene Ontology annotation, biological process: regulation of gene expression. Gene Ontology annotation, cellular component: nucleus. The record is from RefSeq and is a predicted model, not a curated record. NCBI's taxonomy places the organism in Eukaryota, Metazoa, Chordata, Actinopteri, Cyprinodontiformes, Nothobranchiidae.
GCGGAAGUAAACAAUGCGCUAGCAUCGUUAGCGUCAUUAGCAUCGCUGUGUUUGUGCUGGUUGGGAGGCGGUGUUGGGUGUGAGGUGAGUGUGGAGGCUCUGCAGCAACAUGUCUUCAGCUCAGGCUCUCAGAGAGUUUAUCAGCGAGCGGCUAACUGCUGCUGCUGGAGAAAUAUUCUCCGAGUUUGAAAGAACCAUCGUCCGCUACGAGGAGGAGAUCGAUCGUCAGCGCAGACUGCUGGAGACGAGCCGGAAACCACGGAUCUUACACCCAGCAGAACGUCCACCGCGUUACGACUGGAAGGAGGAGGAGCUAACUGACCUGCAGGACCGUAACCAGAACAGGAAGUCAUGUGACCAGAAGCAGCCAGAACCUACACGAGAUGAACCUGAACCUCAGCGUAAGGAACCAGAAGGUCUGCUUAUGAAAACUGACCAGGAUGCAUCAGAACCUCUGCCGUCAACAGUGGACCAGGAUGAAGGUGUACUGAAGCAGGAGACAGAGACCUUUAUGGUGACUCCCGGUUAUUCAGACAGAAACCAGAGUGAACCAGAACCAAACAGAGACCAGCUUCUCUCUCAGAGCCAUCCUGAAAGUGAGAACCAGUACCGGGAGGAAAGCAGGAACAAAGAGUCCGGAUCAAACGGAGACGAAGAGCUGAGACCAAACCAGAGAUGUCCUCAAACCAGGGACGAUAGAGACGGUCCCAGAGUGAGAAGGUGCAGGAGAACUCACACCCGUGAGAAGCUGUUUUACUGUGAAACUUGUGGUAAAUGUUUCUCACAGAUUGGUAAUUUGACCGCCCACCUAAGGGUCCACACAGGGGAGAAGCCGUUUACAUGUUCAGUCUGUGGGAAAAGCUUCAGUCAGAGCAACAAUUUACCCUCUCACAUGAGGACUCACACAGGUGAGAGGCCAUUCCCGUGUGACACCUGUGGGAAAAGCUUCAGCCACAGGUGUUCUUUAGUUUAUCACAUGAGAACUCACACAGGUGAGAAGCCGUAUCCCUGUAGGAUCUGUGGGAAGCACUUCUCCCAGAAAGGUAACCUGUCUUAUCACAUGAGAACUGGACACAGGUGAGGAGCUGCUCAGCUGACUGAAACGGGUCGUAGGGACCGGGAACACAUCCUGGUUGAGGCUGGACAGGUGUUGCGUAUCGUUCGCUACCACCAUCUCCUGCUAAUGGCCUGAUGGCUCCAACACACCCGGCAGCUUCAGCAGGAGAACCAAACCCAAAUGAUCCUUCAGAGUUCCCACAGCUGUGAAUGACGUCUUUAUGGCCUUCGGCUCUUCGACUACAUUUCUUAGAUCAUAAAGUGUGUUUUAGGGUUCGGGGACGCACGUCUGCGUCUCUUAGUGGGUCCAACUUUAACGAACUGGCAUAAUGAACUGAAGUCAACUGGAAUGUGGAAGUGUCUUGAAGUCACUCUUGUCGUGAUUUGGUGCCGAAUGGAGUUUAGAAAUUGUAGAAAGGAAAAUCUACGGGAUGUUAGGGUGAUGAAAGGGAAACUCAGACAUCCAGUUUGCUUGAAUUCUGCUUUUUCGUUUGUUUUAGAAGACAGGGACUCUGAGGCACGCUUGACCUGCUCUUUAAGAACUCAUUAAAAAGCAUGUUGUAGGUUAGCCGAUGUUUAGAAACACAACAGGAACUGGUGCUAAAUACGUCUUACACAUUCAUUUAUUAUUGGGAGUCGUUUUUGUGAAGAAAAAUGUGUUUUUCUGCCAGAAUGGGAAGGAGACCUGUUGGUUUGACCCAGGGAAAAUAUGGACUCUGAUGCCGGCUCUGACACGGGAAACAAGACGACCUGAAACAUCUCAUGGUCCUGAGUAGUCAGACCCUUUGCUGUGACUCGUGUAUUUAACUCAGGUGCUUUCCAUUUCUUCUGUUAUAGAAAUUUUAUAUUUUAUUAUUUUUGAUCAUUACUCCUAUCAACUGAAGGUAUUACUCUAUGCCUGAAAGCAUUCUCAUUCAUUCACACACACACACACACACACACACACACACACACACACACACACACACACCUUCUGUCCCUGAUGUUCUCUGCAGUGUGUGCCUCAAGCCUUUGCUUGAACACCUGCCCUGAUUGCAAACAGUAGCUUGUCUCGUUAAUGAUCUCUCCUUUCUGUCCGACUGCAGGUAUUAGGUGAUUGAUAAAAUCACUAACAUAAUCUGAUCCUUCGAGCCGGGAUUAUGUUAUGUCAUCCUUGACAUGGUCCUGCCCCUUCAUUGGAGUCCAGCUGUUUUAAGCCACACCUGUCUAUAGAAGACCUUAGAGCUCACAAUGUAUGUCAGAGCAGAUGAGAGUCAUGAGGUCACAGGAACUGUCUGAGGAGCAGAGACAGUGUCUGGUUCGAUGACAUCACUCUGGUGAAGCGCAUUCGUAGUCCUGGACUCAAUUUUCGCACAAAACCUACGAUAGCGUUGCCCCUGUUAGAAAAUAAGCGCGUUCUUGGUAUCAAAAUGUGUGUGUAAAAUUCAUGGACAUCAUAUGUGAAAUCCAUGGCACAAAACAAGCGGAAUUAGAAAAAAGCCUUUUAGCCGCGUUGACUUCCACUCAUGUUUUCAGACCGAGUGAGGGGAACAGAUAACAAGUUUAGGUUCUAUCUCUGCCUUUUUCAUUUUUUAUUUCUGCAAACCUGUUUUGUGUUUUGUUUUUAUUUGUGAAUACAUGAAAAACUUUAAAAAAUAUAUAUUAAAAAAUUUAAGAUGCACCUGGAAAGACAGAGUACUGUCCAACUCCAAGGCUUUUGACCUGCACCAAACAGGUAACCGAGAUAUUCUCACAGGCGGGUGCGGUACAAUGAGCUCGUUUGGUGCCCCGGCUGCAGACAUCCCAUCGCGUCAGUUUUACGCUGCAUUGGGAUCUGCUGUCCGAAAAGGGGAAACCCCCUUUUCUGACAUAAGUGACGAAAAAAGGUACUUUUGGUGUCAGGGGUGUGACGCGGAGGGUGGCUGACCAAGCGUUUGUUUGUGAGGCGCUGGGAGUGACAGACAGGGGGUGGGUGGGGUCUGAGUCAACUGUAUGAGAUGCCUGAAGUUAAUCACACCUUAAUGUUCUUCCAUAUAUAGCACAUUUAAUUCAUAAUAUUAUAAAUACCGGGGGGGGGGGGGGGGGGGGGGCUCAAGGGAUGUCUUGCCAGGGGAGUAAUUCCAUGUAGAACCGCCACUAGGCUAGAGAGAAGCUGCCAGCCUUCACCAGAGUCGAUAUUGUACCCAUGAGAAUCACCUCAGUUUUCAGGAUAAGUUGGAGGAAGUUUUUGGAAAACCAAGACCUGAGUUCUGUCAAACAUUCAAUGAUAGAAGGAGGUGGAAGAGAAUCAGACUGAGAGGUAGAGACAUAGAGCUGGGUAUCGUCAGCGUAAAAAUGAAACUUGAUGUUUAAUUCCCUAAAGAUGGCCCCUAGGGGAAGCAGAUAAACUUUAAAAAGAAGAGGUCUGAGUACAAAACCUUGUGGAACCCCAGUAGACACUACAGAUGGAGAGGAGUGAACAGUCUUGAGUUGAAUGAAGUGAGUCCUAUCAGACAUAUGAGUGAAACCCCUGAAGCACCGUUCCAGAUACCCCUACAUGGCCAACAGGGGGAGUGAGAGACCAUGUCAAAUGCAGCACUCAGCUCUAAAACAACCAGGAUGGAAAAAGUCCUUAGUCAGCUACCAUUAAGAAAUAAUUUGUUAGACUGUUUCAGUACGGUGAUGUGGGCAGAAACCUGAUUGAAAUGGCUUGACUUGGUCAUUGUUCGUUGCUAAAUGUAUACAGAGCUGUGAAACAACCGUUUUCUCCGGGAUUUUAAAACUUGUCCCGUGUAAGUUUUUCAGAUGAUGUGGCAUGCAUCACAUGUGAAACAAACACACUCAGGCAUCUGUUUCCUGUCGGCAUGAGCCUUUGGACAGUUCAAGCUCUGAAAAACUGGCUGAUUCAAGGUAAUCCUGGGUAUUUCUUUGUCAGUCUAAAAUUAUGAUUUGUCUACUGUUGCAUUUUCAGGUUCUGAAGCUCACCAGGCGCUCGCAGCGAUCGUUCUAGAGUCUAAAACGAUCGCUGCGAGAUAUUCUAUUAUUAUUCUAUCGUAUUAUUAUAUUCUGCCUUAAAUUACAUCUUUUUGCUAGUCUUUGUAUGUGCUUUCAGGUGUCAAGCAGUUGAGGAACUGCUGUGUUACACUGAGCACUUACGGAUGAUCAAAGCUGACAUGAAGCUCCGCUUCAGGGACCUUCAGAACCUGCAAGUACCUGACUGGAUUCUGGAGCCUUUUCAGGUGGAUGUAUUUGAAAAGGAACCCAUAAUCCAGGAGCAUCUCAUUGACUUACAAAAAGAUGAGGAGGCACAAGCUACAUUUCGCACAUCUGGCUGGCAUGUGAUGUGGACUGCGCAUGGCCACCGUUUUCCUACAUUGUGGGAAAAAGCCCAGAUUCUGCUCCUAGCUUUUCCCACUUCUUAUCUUGUUGAGCAGUGAUUCAGCCAGGUACUGUACUUGCAUUCAAAAUACCGAAACCGGCUAAAGUCUCAGGUGCACUCAGGCUCAAGUUAACAUCUCUCAAUGCAUCCAUAAAAACACUUGCAGCAAAUCACCAGGGACAAGAGUCUCACUAAUCUACCCACAGCGAUGAUGACUCUAAGCUAUUUUUUAUAAUUCUUUUUUAAUGACAUAUUUGUAUUAAACAGUUUCAAAGUCGAG